AUGACUGACGCUGAUAAAGCACAGGCUGAUAGUUUGCACUUUUAUGGUGUUAGAACUUGUCAUAUAAUGGGGUUCAUGGUGGCACAAAAAGGAGGUCCGAACAGGGCGGGAUUCACAAAAAAAGAUCUAUACAAUCAUUUUGACAGAUCGAGGCGUGCAAAGAUAAAAGAUGGUGAUGCACAUGCAGCAUUGAGUUACCUAAUUUCUAAGGCAGAUGAAGAUCCACUAUUGCAAGGGAAGUUUACUUUGAAGGAUGGAACAAAUCAUCAUGGACAAAUAUGCAUUUUUGGUUGUGGUUUAUUAUCCGAUGAGAAGCGGGAAACCUAUGUUUUGGUGUUGAAUAUGUUCAUGGAGAUAAUGGGUAAUAAACAACCUAUAGCUGUGGUGACAGAUGGAGAUCUUGCAAUGAGGGAGGCAAUAAAAGAAGUUCUUCCAAACGCUGCACACCGUCUUUGUGCAUGGCAUCUCUACCGUAAUGCCUGUGAAGCUAUAAAGAAUUCAAAAUUCUUAGAUGGGUUAAAGCACCUAAUGUAUGGAAAUUUUUUUCCUGAAGAGUUUGAGAGAAGAUGGCAUAACUUGAUAUCCGAGUACGGGCUUUCUGGGAAUGAAUGGUUGCAAAAGACAUACGGGAUCAAAGAAAUGUGGGCUUCCUCAUAUUUAAAUGAUAAAUUUUUCGGUGGAAUCAGGACUACGUCACAAUGCGAAGGUAUCCACUCCUUGAUAAAGAAUUACAUUAGUAAAAAGUGCUACCUUUUGGAAUUGAUACACAACUUUAAUGAAGCAUUGACGCAGUAUCGGACAAAUGAACUCUUAUCCGAUUUUAAAUCAUUGUUUACAACUCCUGUGUUGACCACGUGUCUUCAAGACAUUGAGAAGCAAGCGGCCGAUAUUUUCACCAGAAGCAUGUUUAAAGAGGUUCGGUGUGAGAUAGAAGAAGCUGGCAAAUUAAAUGUUACACAUUCAGUAAGCAACAAUGAAGUUAAGGUGAGAAUAAAUAAAUAUAGGCAACCCAGGAGGGAAUGUGAAGUACAAUAUGAUAAAGCCACUAAAAAAUUUGCUUGUGAUUGUCGUCUGUUUAAAAGUCGUGACAUUCCAUGUUGUCAUAUUUUUUGUACUAUGAGACAUGACCACAUCGAUAUCAUUCCUGAUACUCUUGUCUGCACGAGGUGGACUAAAAAUGCUAAGAAGGAUUAUGUAUGUUCAGUUACAUCCGCAGAAACUGACUCUGAAAAUAUUGCUGGUAUUAGAUAUGGUGCUCUAGCAACACUAUGCUUCACAUUAUGUGAGUCGGCAUCAAAGAACCGAGAUGACUUCAUGGAGAUUAGAGAUGACAUUUUUGGACUAAUCCAAAAACUUAAAAAGAGGCGCGAUCCUGACUCAAAUGUUCUUUCUAAUGUGUGUAUGGUCGGUGACCCAACUGUUGUAAAGACGAAGGGAGCCCCUCGUCAAAAUAGAUGGGCAAUAAAAUCUCGUAAGUGUUCUCAUUGUACACGUCGUGGUCAUACGAUUCGAAGGUGUCCAGAAUUAUACAGUAGAGACGUCCUACAUACUGGUCAUCACCAAUCGAGUGAUGAACUCAAUGAUGAGAAGAGUUAUUCUGAAGAAGAAAUAAAUCACCAAAGAAAUGAUGAGAGCAAUGUUCAGAGUGUAGAUCACAGAUAUUUUAAUGACAAUGGAACAAAUAAAUUAGCUACACAAAAAAAUAAGAAUGGAGUUAAGGCUACCAAGGAUACAAGAGUUGAUGACACAAGUUUAAAGUCCAAAAAGUAUAAACGAAUGUGUUCUAAUAUACGUUAUUAA
Arachis ipaensis is the source of this 1800-nucleotide messenger RNA. Its product is annotated as protein FAR1-RELATED SEQUENCE 5-like. Gene Ontology annotation, molecular function: zinc ion binding; nucleic acid binding. The record is from RefSeq and is a predicted model, not a curated record. NCBI's taxonomy places the organism in Eukaryota, Viridiplantae, Streptophyta, Magnoliopsida, Fabales, Fabaceae.